AUGGCGAGUGACCGACUGUACAAGUAUUUCGGGUUAUUACUAUUGACUAUACAGCAAGCGAGCAUGCCUCUAAUGGCUCGAUAUUCGAGGUAUAAGGAAGAAUCCGAAAUGUUCUUUACAACUGUUAAUGUAUUCAUUAUGGAAGUUAUUAAGCUUGUAGUUUGUGCAGCUAUAGUGAUAUAUACGUCAAGAUCAUUGAAAACAUUUCUGAAAGAGCUCAAAGCAUCGUUGUACGAUAAUCGAGUUGAAACUAUCAAAGUUUGUGUUCCAGCAUUGAUAUAUACCGUUCAGAAUAAUCUGUAUUAUAUAGCCUUAACACACCUUGAAGCUACAACCUUCUGUAUAGCUUAUCAAAUGAAGAUCUUCACUACUGCAAUUCUUAUGUAUUUCCUAUUGGGAAAACGUCUGUCCUCAAAGCAAUGGAUAGCUCUAGUAGUUUUAGUAAUCGGAGUUGUUGAUGUACAAUUGGUCUACUCGCCUCCUUCAAGCAAGCCAGGAGUUGAGCAGAGUCCUAUUCUCGGAUUUAUCUGUGUGGUGACGAUGUGCUUUACAUCAGCUUUUGCUGGAGUAUACUUGGAGAAAGUACUCAAAGAGAGCACAACUUCUGUGUGGAUGCAAAACGUACGAAUUGCAAUGAUCGGAUUGCCUAUUUCCUUCUUCUCCAUGUGGUACUACGAUUGGGACAAUAUCCAAAAACACGGAGCAUUGAGAGGAUGGGAUUUUCUGGUUUUAUGCUUGACUGUCACCAAUUCCGUUGGGGGACUGCUCAUUUCCAUCGUCAUCAAGUAUGCUGAUAAUAUACUAAAAGCUUAUGCCCAAAGUAUGGCUAUUAUGGGAGCAGCGUUCGGCUCAUGGCUGCUCUUUGACUUCAACCCCGGUUUCUUUUUCAUGGCUGGAUCCCUUCUAGUCAUUAUAUCUAUUAUAAUGUACACGACAAACCCGUACAAAGCUCAAUCGACAGAGUUCGAUUUCAAACGUUUCAUAUCAAGUUCAGAGAACAGCAAUAACUUGUUGAUAAUUAAACCUACCAAAGGUCUGGCCUUGUAA
Auanema sp. JU1783 is the source of this 1047-nucleotide messenger RNA. NCBI's taxonomy places the organism in Eukaryota, Metazoa, Nematoda, Chromadorea, Rhabditida, Rhabditidae. The record is from the annotation of a GenBank genome assembly.